AUGAAGCCUAAACGUAUGCACAUGGUGCAUAACAUGGUUGUGAAUUAUGGAUUAUAUAAAAAGCUCGAUAUAGUGAAACCUACAAGGUGUACAGCUUAUCAAAUGACUCGUUUCCAUUCUGAUGAAUAUGUCAACUUUUUACAAAACGUGACUCCCGACAACUUGGAAUUACUUGCCAUGCAACACGGUGGUUUGGAACAAGGCAUCGCACGAUUCAAUGUGGGUGAAGAUUGUCCUGUAUUUGAUGGUUUAUUUGAAUUUUGCUCGAUUUCAGCGGGUGGUUCAAUUGGCGCUGCUAAUAAAUUAUUAAACGGUGAAGCUGAUAUUGCCAUUAAUUGGUCGGGUGGACUUCAUCAUGCCAAAAAGACAGAGGCAUCCGGGUUCUGUUAUGUGAAUGAUAUCGUACUUGGCGUAUUGGAGUUAUUAAGAUACCAUCAACGUGUAUUGUAUGUUGAUAUUGAUGUCCAUCAUGGAGAUGGUGUUGAAGAGGCAUUUUAUACCACAGAUCGUGUCAUGACCUGCUCAUUCCACAAGUUUGGUGAGUUUUUCCCUGGUACAGGUGAUAUAAAGGAUACUGGACUUGGAAACGGAAAACGUUAUGCAGUAAAUGUUCCCCUGAGAGACGGUAUUGAUGAUGAGACCUACAAGAGUGUAUUUAAGCCUGUAAUUCAACACAUUAUGGAUUGGUAUAAGCCUGGAGCUGUUGUGCUUCAAUGCGGUGGCGAUUCCUUGUCAGGCGAUCGUCUGGGUUGUUUCAAUCUGUCAAUGCGUGGUCAUGCUUCCUGUGUCGAGUUCAUUAAAUCCUUCAAUAUACCAAUGAUGAUGGUUGGUGGUGGUGGAUACACAAUUCGUAAUGUCGCUCGAACCUGGACAUUCGAGACCGGUCUGGCUGUAGGCGAGGAUUUAACACAGGAAGAGUUACCGUAUAAUAAUUAUUUCGAAUAUUACGGCCCUGAAUACAAAUUGGAAGUCCCUUCCAAUAACAUGACCAAUCAUAAUACGCGUGAAUACCUAGACCAUAUCAUAGCAAAAAUCGUUGAUAACCUCAGGAGUAUGCCUUUUGCACCUUCUGUUCAGACACAAGAAGUACCAAGAGAUUUCAAUUUGGAUGAUUAUGUCGAUGGAGAAGAUAGUGAAGCAGAAGACGCUGAUCAUAGACAAACACAACGCCAUAAAUUAGAGAAUAUGGGUGUUUUGUAA
Mucor mucedo is the source of this 1200-nucleotide messenger RNA. RefSeq lists its product as uncharacterized. The record is from RefSeq and is a predicted model, not a curated record. The transcript has 7 exons. NCBI's taxonomy places the organism in Eukaryota, Fungi, Mucoromycota, Mucoromycetes, Mucorales, Mucoraceae. Gene Ontology annotation, molecular function: histone deacetylase activity. The coding region runs from base 1 to 1200 and encodes 399 amino acids.